UCUAAUAUUCCACUGAUGCCUUUUUUUCUCGACCUCGUCAACCAAAUAAAACGCAUCUCGUUUGAUUUUUCGGGUUCGCAGAUUACAUCGUCGCAACUGUACAGCAAUUUCAGCAAUCAUCCGUCGUACUACUUCAUUACCUCUCCCGCACUCGCGUUACAUCUCUAGACCAUGUGUGUCGAAGUUUGGAACACCUUCCAGAGGUGCAACCACCGUGUCUACCAGAACACGUUCCCCUGCAGCAUCGUCAGACAAUGCGCACCCGAUGAUGACCUUUCCCUAAAGCGAACGAAGUUUCUCCCGGACAAGACCCUCCAACUACCUCCCGGACCGCCGGAGUGCAAGACGAAGAUGGCCACGAGACCCCUUAGCACAAAGUGCCCGGUGUGUGCAAGAGAGGAGAGAAUGGCAAAAGCGGCAGCGGCGACCACCAACUCUACCAACACCACCACUACUACCACUUCUACCACCGCUACUUCUACCACGUCUACCCCUCCUGUGGAGCCGAAGUCAUCUGCGCCUUCAGGUAAGAGGGUUUGGUGGCGGAUGGGCAGUCGAUCGAGCUCCUACUCACACAAAAACACAGGCCAACCCGCUACCAGCCCAUCCCCAGGCGGAGAAGGAAUCGAGCGCGUACGCGAUUCCUUAGCCAUGCUGGAUCAAUUUCGAAAAACGUCCCUCUAAGGUACUCUCUUCUCAGGACUGGAAACUUUAGGGAUAUCUGCUAGAAGUCCUGACAUCUGGGAUAUCGCAUGGAGAUUUGUAAAGGACACUGGCCAGAUAAGGGAAAGGAUGGCGUUUGAUCUUUAGGGAUGGAUAUCCGGCGGGAAAGGGAUGGAAUUUCCAAUUCUCGAAGAUAGCUUAGCUUUUCCUAUACAAAGCUUACUCAUGACUGAAUGAAAACAUCAGUACAGAUCUGUGAUUCAAAAAAGUCUUCGGUGUGUAACUGAAAUUU
Messenger RNA from Annulohypoxylon truncatum, 955 nucleotides. RefSeq lists its product as uncharacterized. NCBI's taxonomy places the organism in Eukaryota, Fungi, Ascomycota, Sordariomycetes, Xylariales, Hypoxylaceae. The record is from RefSeq and is a predicted model, not a curated record. The transcript has a single exon. Bases 172 to 684 code for a protein of 170 amino acids.